AUGGCUCCACCUUCCAUCUACGGAGAACCAAAGAUUCGACCUGCAGAUAAUGGUUCAGUAUUUCUUGAGGUUGUUGUUACUGGAGCCGAUACUGCCAAAACAAAAUGGAUGCUAGCCGGGAAACAACUGGAACAAGGCGAUAAAUAUCAAUUCAGCCAUACGGAUGAGGGAGGAAACAGAAAAAAAUUGAUGUGUGAAAUUAAGAAUUUCGAUAAGGAACUUGCUGGAGAGUACAUGGCAACAUUUUACUCAAACGAUGGUGAAAACUCUGCAAAAUUCACUGUUACUGCAGGAAAUGCACCUACUUUCCAUGAUAAACCGCAUAUUGUUCAACGAGACAAUGGCAACAUAAUAGUAAUCAAAGUUCGAGCAAAAUCAGAGUUGGAAAUGAAAGCCGAGUGGUUCAAGGACGACAAGCCUGUAAAGUACUCGGAUCGAAUAAAAUGCGUCACUAAGAAGGACGAUAAGGAAAAGGAUGGGUACCAAUUCUUAUUGGAAAUCCAUGGACCACAAAAAGAAGACCAGGCUAAGUACAAAUGUGUUGUGAAGAACGCCGAAGGACAGAACCAGCAGUCACUCAACCUUGUCUUUGACUGA
Molecule: messenger RNA, 597 nt
Organism: Haemonchus placei
Lineage: Eukaryota; Metazoa; Nematoda; Chromadorea; Rhabditida; Trichostrongylidae
Source: the annotation of a GenBank genome assembly